AUGCCAGCGAUGGGAUUCGAAGAGCGGCUCAGGCGCAUGUGUGAUCGAGCCAGGCAGAUUGACGAGGCGGCGGGGAAGGGCAUGUCUGACAGCGAGAAGCAGCAAUGCCUGGAGGAGCAGAGGGAGGAGGUGGAGGCUCUUCAGUCCAUUUUCGAUUCCGACUUUGAGCCCAUCUGGCCCGCAUCCUCCUCCUCCUCCCCCUCCUCACCCUCCUCCGCCUCUGCUCCCCAAGAAACGGCCGCCUCCAAUUUCACAACCUCGCCUUACAACUGCUUCAUGAUUGACAUCCGCAUCACGCUGGCGCGCCUCUGCGCCCAGCUGGACGCCACGUGGCAGCAGCAGAGUGGCCUGGUCGUGCUGUACACAUGGGCAGCGUGGCUUGGCGAGGAGACCCUGGGAUGCCUUGGGAUUGGCCAAGACCUGAGGCUUACGGGUGGGGAGGGAUGGGGCGGAUCGGCAGGAGGAGGAGAAGGAGAAAGAAAGGGAGAAGCAUCAGCAGCAGGAGCUGCUGCGUUGUCGUGCUUAUGCCAAGAUGCACCAGUGGGGGGGGCAGCAGUGGGGAACGCAGCAGCAUUUGGGGUCACACCUGUGGCCAGCGAGCCAGCAGGGUACUGUAGGGCAGUGUACGAGGGCAUGUCGCUACAGGACGACCUGGCUCUCCUCAAGCGGUGGAGCAAGGAGAUGGACGACCGGGUGUUCCGGGCAUCUCUCCACGCGGCGUUUGCAGAGGCGCAUGUGGCUGAGGGGAACCUGCAGGCGCUCAAGUGCCCCGACACCAAGUGCCGUGCUCCCCUCUCCUACGGUAGAUGCAUUGCCGGACAUUGCCUUCUGCCCGCGCUGCUGCACCCACAGUCCCCUCUUUCCCCUCUGUUUCCCGGCCCCAUAGAUUUCCUGCGCACACUCCUCCCUGCUCCUCUCUUCUCUCGUUGGGAGCAACUAUCCCUUCCACGUUCCCCAGACGCCAUGCCGGUCAUUGCCUUCUGCCCGCGCUGCACCCACAGUCCCCUCUUCCCCCCGCUUCCCCCCCACCCCCCUGUUACCAAUUGGACAGAUAUCCUGCGCACCCUGCUCCCCCAGCCCCUAUUCUCCCGUUGGGAGCAACUGACUCUUCAACGAUCCCUAGACGCCAUGCCUGACAUUGCCUUCUGCCCGCGCUGCUCCCAGCCGGCCGUGGAGGACCCAUCAGACCACCACGCGCUGUGCCCCGGGUGCUUCUUCUCCUUUUGCGGGGUGUGCCGCGAGGGAUUUCACCGAGGCAGGAGCUGCAUCACUCCAGAGCUUGCUCUCAAACUCAUGAAGUUGCGGAAGCAGGAGCGAGCUUUGGCAGAGGAGGAGUUGAGGAAGCAUAAGGACCUCGAGCAACAAGUACUUAGUCUCAAGCUGGUGGAGGAAUCAAGUGUGCAGUGCCCCAUGUGCAGCACGGCCAUCAGCAAGAGCGAGGGGUGCAACAAGAUGGUCUGCCCCACCUGCAACACCUUCUUCUGCUACCGCUGCCACGAGCGCAUCGACGGUUACGACCACUUCACGGAGGGAAAGUGUGUGUUGUUUGAGGCAGCGGAGAUAGAGCAGUGGGAGAUGCAGAUGGCAGCCAUGGCUGAAGCACAGCGCCACAACCAACGAGCCGCGCCGCCCCUUGGAGCGGAUGGCAGGCCGCUGCUUGCGAGACGCUGCCCCAAUUGCCGUCAAUUCAACCAUAAGGUUAGCAUCCACAGUCGCAGCCGCCUUCCCCUACGCCUCCGCCCACGCGCGGUGGCUGCAGGACGUCUCCGCUCCUCCCCCUCCCCCCAUUGUCUCUCCUCCCCCUCCCCUUGGGACGGUUUCUCCCCCUCCGCCUGUCGCCGCGGCUUCGACCGCGUCUCCUCCACCGCCCGACUCCUCCUCCCCUCCGCCACCUACCCCCUCCCCUCCGCCUCCUAUCCCCUCCCCUCCCCCGCCCACUACCUCCCCCUCACCUCCGCUCUCUCCUCCUCCUUCACCUCCUUUGUCCCCCCCGCCCUCACCGCCGCUCUCUCCACCUCCCACUCCCCCCUCUCCCCCGCCCUCCCCUCCCCCGACUCCUCCGCCUCCCCCUUCCCCGCCUCCGCCGCCUCCCCCGCUGGGAACCUGCCCCGCACCGUUCACAGUCGGCGCGAGCUGCACCAACUGCACCACGGCCGGCGGCUGUAUCUGCGAUUCGUUCGGCGUGUGCCGGCCGACCUGCAGCUACGUGCCAGGCGUCGACUACAAGUCGCCCACGUGGCGGCGCGCGUGCAACACGUGCCCCAGCAAGCGGCCAAGGCGGGGAAGGACGGGUGUGUGUGUUCGCCGUCCAAGGGCAAGUGCGUGCCGUUCUGCAACGAGAAGGACGGCUUUAAGUGCGCCAACUCCGACUCCGGCGAGGGCUACUGCCGCGCGGGGCUGUGCUACGACAUCUGCGCCAUCGCCACCAAGUCUGCUUAUGCUCUGCUGGUGCGUGCAAACCGCAGUGUCAACUACCCAAUGCCGAGGGAGGAGAAUGUUUCGAUGGAUGUGACAGUGGAGGGCCGUGCAGACGCCGGAUCCCCGGUCGCCGCGUCGAUUCCCGAUCCGCUGACGUCACGCGCGAUUCGGCUGGUGUACAAGGAUGAGCAGGGCGUGUUUCGAAUGGACCCCGAAGCCGUCAGCGCGCUGCGGCGACUGCGAGGACCCCUCGGGCUGCUGGGUCGCAGCAGCGGGUUCACAGUGGGACCCACGCACCGGCCGUGCACCAAGGGCCUGUGGAUCUGGAGCUCGCCGGUUAAAGUCACGGCGCCGGACGGAUCCUCGUACCACCUGCUGCUGCUGGACUCAGAGGGCAUCGACGCGUACGAUCAGACGGUGAGACGGUUAAAUGGCCAGGGUGGGGGAGGGGAUGAAGCACCGGCCGUGCACCAAGGGCCUGUGGAUUUGGAGCUCGCCAGUCAAAGUCACGGCUCCGGACGGGUCCUCGUACCACCUGCUGCUGCUGGACUCAGAGGGCAUCGACGCGGCACAUACAGCACGCAGAUCUUCUCUCUGGCAGUGCUGCUGUCAUCGCUCUUCGUGUACAACCAGAUGGGCGGCAUCGAUGAGUCGUCCCUGGACCGCCUCUCCAUGGUCACCGAGAUGACCAAGCACAUCCAAGUGCGCGCCAACUCUGCUUCAGCAGCGGGAACAGGAGGAGGAGCGGGGGGGGCAGCGGGGUCGUCUUCUGUCACGCAGGAGCUGGGGCUCUUCUCGCCAGUGUUCUUCUGGCUGCUGAGGGUGAGUUUUUGCGGACGGGCGGGUGAUCACCCCCGGGACUACCUCCUGUUUUUCCUCCACUCCUCUCUCGACCUCCAUUCACACUGCAUUGCCUCUUCUCCUCUCUCGCGCACCCCCCUCCCCUCUCCGCAGGACUUCUACUUUGAUCUCACAGAGGACGGCCAGAUGAUCACCCCGCGGGACUGCCUUCUGUCUUUUCCCCUUUCCCCUGCCAUUCACACUCCAUCGCUGCUUCCCUCCUCCCCCCCCUCUCCACAGGACUUCUACUUUGAUCUCACGGAGGAUGGCCGGGUGAUCACCCCACGGGACUAUCUGGAGACAGCGCUGCAGUCCAUGGCAGAGGGAUCUGAGUCUGCGCGGGCUAAGAACCAGAUCCGCGAGUCCAUCCGCUCGCUCUUCCCCGAUCGUGACUGCUUCGCUCUCGUUCGCCCCAUCAGCAACGAGCGCCUACUGCAGAAGCUAGACCACCUGCCGGUGAGUUUUGAGAUGGAGCAGCUGCGCCCGGAAUUCAAGCAGAGGUUUGACGCGUUCACCCAGGCAGUGUUUGCAGUUGCUCGCCCCAAGAGGAUGGACCAGCUCCGCCCGGAGUUUAAGCAGGGGCUUGACUCCUUUACCCAGGCAGUGUUUGCCCGUGCUCGCCCCAAGAGGGUGGGCGGCACAGUCAUGACAGGGCCGAUGCUGGCUGGGCUCACUCAGGCGUAUAUCCAGGCACUCAUAACGGGGCUGUUCCCACCAUUCUCAACUCCUGGCUGGGCAGCACUGCAAGCAGCGGAGGCGGCUUUCAGGGAGGAGGCGGUGGGGGAGGGGCAGGCCCGACACAAGUACGAGGAGAAGCUGCGGGAGGAGGCUGGGAAGAGGUUCGAGCAGAAUGUGCUAAAGCGGGUGGCAGCAGAGGCAGAAGUGAGGUGCAAACGGUACCUGGAUGCACUAGAAGCCAAGGACGUGUUGAAGCGAGUGGCAGCAGAGGCGGAGGUGAGGUGCAAGCGGUAUCUGGAUGCACUAGAGGCCAAAGUCAAGGGGCUCGCCAGGGGGCCUCCCCGGGCGGCGACUGCUGACUUGGUGCGCGCGCUGAUUGCUGAGCUGGCGGCGUACGAGUCGUCCAUGUCGGGCGCUGCCAAGUGGCGCUGCUUGUCAGCAUUCCUUGUCGCCAGUGAAACUGCUGCUCUCUGGAAUGUCUCUAGAUCAGCUGAAAAGGAGGUUGCCGAAGCAAAGCAGCAAGCCUCGUCCGCACUCAAAGACAAGCAGGCCGCCGAGGCUCGGGCGCUCGCCGAAGCUGCGGCCGCGGCUCGGGAGGCCGCCGCAGCUGAGGACUGGAAGAAACGGGUGGCUUCCGUGGAAGGACAGCUGGCAGACGCUAAUAGGCUGAUUGGCGAAGGGAGGGAGGAGAGGGAGAGGAUGAGGAAGGAGAUGGAGGAGGGGAGGAGGAGGGCGGAUGAGCGAGAGAGGGAGUGUGUUGAGUUGAGAAAGGAAUUGGAGAGAGUGAGGGAGGGCGGGGAGAAGGAGGUGAGGAGAGUGAGUGGGGAGGCUGAGAGGGUCAAGGGGCAGCUUGAGGAGGCGAAGAGGAGGGUGGGGGAGGAGCAAGGGGAGAAGGUGAAGUGGAGGGGAAUGUAUGAGAAGGAGGUAGGGGAGGGGAAGAGGGAGGUGGAGAAGGUGGUUGGAGAGAGGGAUGGGCUGAGAGGGGAGGUGGAGAGGGAGAGGCAGAGGAGGCAGGCGGAAGUGGCUGCGAUUCAGAAGGAGAAGGUCGAGUUGGAGAAGCAGUUGCGAGCAGAGGCGUCUAAAGCAGCAGCAGAGGCGAGCGAGCUGAAGAUCAAGCUGGAGUCGCAGGCAGCAAGGCUGGCAGCAACAGAAAAGGCACUGGUGGAAACGAAGGCGAGGGAGAGGCAAGCUGAGGAGAGUAUGAGGGAGGCGAGCAGGACGGCUGGCAGUGCAAGCAAGAGCGUGCAGGCUGCACGGGAGGCGAAGGCUGCAGCGGAGGCAGCGACAGAGCAGAUGGAGCGCCAGCUGCGUCAGGCUGAGUCAGCACGCACUGCUGCUGAGCUGGCAGCCCGGCGUGAGGCUGAGCUGGCACGCCAGGCUGGCAUUCGCGCUGACUCAGCAGCGAAAGAUCUCCAGAUGGCAAUGGAGGAGGCCCAGGUGGCACAGUCAGCAGCUGAGGUGGCAGGAAAGAGGGCGGAAGCUGCGGAAAGGAGAGCUAGAGAGGUUGAGAGGGACUUAGAGGGGUUGAGAUUGAGGGCAGCGGAACGGGAGGAGGAGGGGAAGGGGAAGGUGGAAGGUAUGGUGAGGGAGAUCGAGGAUUUGAGAGGAGAAGUGGGAAGGAGGAAGGAGGAGGUUGGAGAAACAAUGGCGAUGCUGGCUGUGUGUGAGGUGGAGAGGGAGGGGUGGAGGAGAAAGGAGGGAGAAGCUAGGAGUGAGAUGGUGCGGUUGGAUGGGGAGUUAGAGAGGUUGAGACAGGUGGUGGAGGGAAUGGGGGUGGAGAUGGGGGUGGUGAGGAGCGAGAAGGAGGAGAUGAAGGGGGUGGUGAGAGUGAGAGAGGAGGAGGUUUUGCGGUUAAGAGGGAUGCUGGAGGUGGCUAUGAGGGGGAAUCAGGAGAGGGAGAGGGAGAGGGGGAGAGGGGAGGGGAGAGGGGGUGAUGGGCAGGGAGAGGGGGGGGAGGAGAUGGAGUUGGAGGAGGGAGAGGAGGCGGGGAGGAAGAGGAAGAGGGCAAGACUGGGGACGGGUGCUGCUGGGGAAGGUGGUAUUGCAGGGGAGGGUGUUGCUGCUGGGGAAGGUGGGACUGGUGGAGAGGGAGGUGCAGGUGAGGCAGGGUUAACUGGUGUAGGUGGUACUGCCGGGGGUGUUGCAGGGGCGGGGUUGGAAGGGGCGGGUGAUAGUGCUGUGACAGGCGAUGCUGCAGGCACAGCGGGAGCGGCAGCAGGGGGAGAAGUGGGCAAGCGGAGAGGCAGGGGCGCAGGCAAGAGAGCAACUGCUGCUGUAGCUGCUGCCGCUGGCGCAUCUGGGGCAGCAGUGCCAACAGACUCAGCAGCAGACGGGGAAGCAGGAGCAAGGGGCGCGCCAACUCCCACAGCGUCAGGCAACACAGGAUUUGAGUCAGCGCAGGCAACCGGGCAGGGCAGCGAAAUGGACAUGGAUUCAGCCUCGUUCGGAGGGGUGUUUGGUGCUGGAGGGGUGAAGGGACACACUGAAGGGGACGAGGCUGAGAGUAGCAAGGGGGGGAGGGGAAGAGGGAGGCCAAGGAGGGGUGGUGGAGGGAGGAGGGGGAGAGGGAGGCCGGCGGCUGGGGUGGGGGCCGUGACGGCUGCUGACGUGGCGGGGGAGUCUGACGUGGCGAAGAGGCGGAGGGAGAUUGCAAUGAAGAUGACGAAGAGUGAGUUGAAGGAUCGGUUGACGGAUGAGGGGAGGGGGCUGGAUGUGCUGGAAAUGAGGACGCCGACCAAGGGGCAGCUGGUAGAUUUGUUUGUGAAGUUUGUUCGCGAGUGA
Molecule: messenger RNA, 6717 nt
Organism: Closterium sp. Naga37s-1
Lineage: Eukaryota; Viridiplantae; Streptophyta; Zygnematophyceae; Desmidiales; Closteriaceae
Source: the annotation of a GenBank genome assembly